Molecule: messenger RNA, 1656 nt
Organism: Limulus polyphemus (Atlantic horseshoe crab)
Lineage: Eukaryota; Metazoa; Arthropoda; Merostomata; Xiphosura; Limulidae
Product: cytochrome P450 315a1, mitochondrial-like
Exons: 8
Coding region: 1-1656 (551 amino acids)
Biological process (GO): C21-steroid hormone biosynthetic process; cortisol metabolic process; cellular response to peptide hormone stimulus
Cellular component (GO): mitochondrial inner membrane
Molecular function (GO): iron ion binding; oxidoreductase activity, acting on paired donors, with incorporation or reduction of molecular oxygen; monooxygenase activity
Source: RefSeq, a predicted model, not a curated record
AUGGCAUUGAAAGCGUCUCUUCGGUUGUUUAGCUUCUUUAGUGAAGAGUUACGACCCGCUUUGAACAACUUCGUCUUUCGUUUACCACAUCCUAGUCUCACGUCAAAAAGUCCUACUUCGAGCCUGACGUCAACUUCAACACAGCCUGCUAAAACCAGGUGUCCAUUCCAUCACCGUCAUCAAAACCCGGCGGCUGUAGCACCAUACCCGGUAGAAACCCCAAACUACGCCACGGGUUUUCCUUACCAAGACAUUCCCUCACCGAAAGGCUUGCCCUUGAUUGGGACAACCUUUAAUUUACUAGCUAGCGGGGGCGCUCCAAAGAUCCACGAGUAUUGUGACAGGCGGCAUAAGGAACUGGGCAAUAUCUAUCGCGAGAAACUGGGCGCCGUCGAAGCUGUUUUCAUAGCAGACAGUGAGCUGAUACAACGAGUUUAUCAAAACGAAGGCCGAUAUCCUUUGCACAUGGUCCCAGAGCCUUGGAUCAUAUACAAUGAAAUCAAAGGCAUCCAGCGUGGGUUAUUCUUUAUGGAUGGUCCUCAAUGGGGUAAUCGUCGUAAGAGCCUGAACAAAGUGUUCCGACAACAGACCGUCUCAAGUCAAGCCAAGGUGUUCAACGAUGUUAUCAGUGAUCUAUUGAACAGAUGGCGAAGUGUGCGGAAUAAAAAUAUGGAAUUGAAAGAUCUGGAGAGAGAGCUGUACAACUGGUCUAUUGAUUCCUUAGGAACGAUGAUUUUUGGGCGACGAUUAGGUUGUGUGAUGUCUGACAGUAGGAUUGACAAUGUCCACGAAUUUGUUCACUGCGUCCAACAAAUCUUCAUUGAAUCUGCGCAGAUGACCAUGGUACCACCUCGGGUUGCCUACUUGCUCAAGUUACCAGUAUGGCAGAGAUUUAUUCGGGCAGCUGACAGAGCCCUGGAACUAGCAAGAUCUUACGUCGAAGAUAACGUUAAAGAAAUCUUCUCUAAGGCAGAGACUGGAGAACCGGUAGAGGGCGUCCUGAGCCAGAUGCUUUUGCAAGACAAGCUAAGAGAAGAGGAAAUAGUGCGAAUUAUUGCUGAUCUCUUUCUUGCAGCUGCUGAUACUACAUCCCACGCCACACAAUGGACACUUUACAUGCUAGCGAGAAACCCGAAAUGUCAGGAAAGAGUUGCAGAGGAAGUUAAUAGAGUGGUUCCUUUUGGGGAAGUCAUGAAAGAGGAGCAUCUCCAGCAUCUUCCUUUCCUGAAAGCUGUAAUCAAAGAGACUCUUCGGCUCUAUCCAGUUGCUCCAUUCUUAACACGAAUCUUGUCAAAAGAUAUUGUUUUGAAUGGCUACGAAAUACCAUCUGGGAAGCUGAUCCUGAUGUCUUUAUACACUACAGGAAGAGAUCCUAAAUAUUUUUCAGACCCAGAUCACUUCAUUCCCGACAGAUGGCUGCGCAAUCGGGACACACAUGACGUCAUCAAUACGUACGCUUGCUUACCAUUUGGCUACGGUCCCAGAUCUUGUAUAGGGCGUCGGGUAGCAGAGAUUCAAAUGCAACUCCUUUUAGCAAGAACGGUUCAGGCAUUCCAUAUAGAGUCUGUUAAUUCAAGAGAGGUGGGGAUCACUAUGAGGAUGAUCACGACUCCCGAUGAACCAAUCAGACUACGUUUGCUGAAUCGCAACAUAUGA